AUCCGAGGCUACGCUUGUUGUUCUUCCGGGUCCGCUCCGCUUCGCCAUUUCACGAUGCAGCAGCAAAUUCUUUGAGCAUUUCUCAACUCUUAAACAGCAUUCAUCUGCACAAGAAGCUAAAUAAAAAGAGAAAAAAUAUUGUUUAUUUACAGCUUUCUUUGUUUCUUUGUGUUAGAGUAUGUCGCGGCCGUCAAGACCAGCUCCACCUCCGCCCUCUAGGCCAGGUCAUGUUCAGGUUGUCAGGGCUUUGUACAACUACAACGCACAACAGGAAGAUGAACUAAGUUUCCAAGAGGGAGAUAUAUUGUAUAUUAUUGACAAGAAUAAUCCUAGUGGCUGGUGGAGGGCAAAAGUGGGCAGUAAAGAGGGAAUGAUACCAUCAAAUUACGUUGAAGAAAGCACAGAAUCUGUUGAUCACCCAAUGCAUGAAGCAGCAAAAAGAGGUAAUUUGGGAUUUUUGAAAGAAUGCAUCCUAAACAAGGUGUCACCAAAUAGCCUUGAUAAGUCUGGUUCAACAGCACUCCACUGGGCUGCAUCAGGAGGCCAUUUUGAUUGCGCGGCUCAACUCUUAAAUCUCCCUCACGUCGAUGUAAACGUGCAGAAUAAACUUGGCGACACAGCACUUCACAAUGCGUCAUGGAAGGGUCAUGCAAGUGUGGUCGAGAUUCUUCUGGACCGAGGUGCAAAUAAAAACAUUCAAAACAACGAAAAGAAAAAACCAUACGAUCUAGCGAGGAAUCCACAAGUUGCAAUGCUGCUAAAGGAUAAAGUGGGUAAGAAACUUCAACGAUGUAGUGUAACAAAAUCGAAUGAAUUUGCUUUUGUCAAUUGUAAAACAAUCUUUUUAUUUCAUUUUUGGUUUGCAGUUUAUCGUCAACAGCAGCUUUUUGCCAUCCUUCCAUUUCUGAUAUUCUGUUACUUUUAAAGGCAAUCAACAGAUACUAAAGUUGUACUGAUUGAUAGGUGGUUACUGUCAGUCACUUGUCUUUCGAUAACCUUUAAAUUGCCUAAUACCAUAUCAUUGUUUUGAGAUAGGUGUGGAUUUUCUUGGGAGCAAAUUAAAUCUUAGCAAAAACGGGAAAAAACAAGGAAAACCUAUUUGGUUUUUUGUCAAGUUCAUAAAUUAACAUAAGUUAAGUUCAUAAGUUAAGUUCAUAAGUUAGAGCAUCGAUAGAUAUUUAAUAGUGGAAGUGUGCCUUAAAGGGACAUUUUUUAGAUUUUCCUUUGACCGAAUCAGAGGUGGAAAAAACUUUUUUCUUUCUGGGAACCUAAGUAUCUGGCUAAAAACUUUCUGCAAGAUUUCAAGGGGUAGACAAACAAACUUUCUGUUUGUGCCUACAAUACUGUAUUUAGCUGAAGAAAUUCAAGACGUUUAUAUGCAACUGACUAUGAGUAGGCCUAACUCAACAUAUUGGAUAUGGCUUUACUUGAUGCAUAAAUGCACAUAAGAGGGAAAUCAACUUUAGCCAGAAAUUUAUGCAUUUAGUCAAUCAUCAUGAUGGAAAAACCAAAAUCAGAAGGCAAUAAUUUCUAAACAUAGUUUCAGAAGAAUCAGGGGCAAAAUCAUUUGAAUUGUAUGGUGCAUUUUACGGAGAAAGCUUAACACAGCCUAUUAUUAAGUGUGAAGAAAUAUAUGGUGAAAUGGAGUCCUAAUAUGCACCAAAUUACUUUAACCAAGCAUAUUAACUUAUGAUCAAUGCUGCUCACACCAUAGUACAUGAAAUAAUUUCUGUGAAAGUAGAUUCCAGUCCCUAUAUUAAUCUCAGUCUAAACAAUGGUUUGUCUAAAAAGCUCAGCUGCCAAAAAAAAUUUUGAUGGUGAGUGGUUGAGAUUUCUGUGAGAUGGUGAAUGUGCACAAAGAAUUUCUUUCCAAUUGAAAGAUACUAUACCCGACAGUCCAUUGGCAGCUCAUAUUUAGCUGCUUACAGUCAAGUUGAAAUAAUAUUAAAUGCUGAUUUGACUUAACUCUUGUCACCAGAUUUUUAAAUUUACUUUAACACUUCAAAACUUUUCUGUGAAACUUUCUGCUAAUAUUUCCAUCCAGAAAAAUUUCUGGGAACUAUGUUCCCAGGUUCCGAUACUUUUUCCACCGUUGGACCGAAUCAACCUUAUAUCACUGCCAAAAGCCCUGGAACAAUAAUGUCAGUUUUUAAGCUCGAAUUCAGCCCUCUCCCUCUACUUGUGAAAACAAAGUUGGCUGGCUACAAACUUUCGUGGGAAUUAAUGAAGUUUCUAUGGGCUUGUAUGAUAUUUGCUAUCAAAAUUUUUCUAGAGGGGGGGGAGAGUUGCAUUAGUAAUAUCUUAGAAAUGAAAUGGAAAAAUUAAAUCUUUUGCUGAUGAGUUUUUUUAACAAUUUAAGCAAAACAUUGCCAGUUUUAUUAACAAUUUUGAGUUAUGUCCCAUGUCUCGCUUCUCUUCCUGGUACAAGCGGUUUUUAAUGUCACAUUUCAAUAUUUUUAGCGGCUACAGCAAAUGACUACGGCGAAGAUGAAGAUUCUGACUGAAAUUUGUCUGCAUUAAAAAUCUAAAGGUUAUUUAUUUCGUUUUUAUUUGGA
Rhopilema esculentum is the source of this 2555-nucleotide messenger RNA. The record is from RefSeq and is a predicted model, not a curated record. NCBI's taxonomy places the organism in Eukaryota, Metazoa, Cnidaria, Scyphozoa, Rhizostomeae, Rhizostomatidae.